CUUGACGGGUUGAACUUAUACGCGCGCGACAUGGCGAAGUGACGAGAAGUAAACAGUUUCGAAGUGUUUUUCUGAUUUGUUUACAUAAAUAAGAGUGUUUUGCACCAGCCUGUGCACUGAACCGUACACGAAAACAACAAUAAUGGUUUUGGAAAUAAUGCGUCUAGUUAGUUAGUUUGAUAAUAAAUAUAUUGUGUGCGCGAGAGCAGGAGGAUGGAUUGCGUAGCAACCGGAGGAAACGUUAAAGUGCUGGCCAAAGCAAUACACUCCCUUUCAAGGAUUGGAGAAGAGCUUUACUUGGAGCCCAUUGAGGAUGGGCUAACCCUGCGUGCAGUGAACUCAUCCCGCUCAGCGUUCGCAUGUUUCCUGAUGUCUCGGCUCUUCUUCCAGAAGUUCCAGUAUCCUCCAGACCAAGCCUUCCGCUGUAAAAUGCCUAUUAAGAGCAUACAGACAGUAUUCAGGUCUCUCUCAUCUCUCGAGCGCUCUGUGGAAAAGUGCCGCAUUGAGAUGAACACUGAAAAGAGUCGUCUGAGAAUCACGCUGCACUGCAAACAUGGGCUUUUAAAGACACACAACCUGUCCUUUCAGGACUGUGAGUGUUUGCAAGCAGUUUUUGACAAGGACAACUGCAGCAACGUGCUCCGAGCUCAACCCAGGUUGUGGGUGGAUACAGUACUGCAUUUCCCGCCCUCUCUGGAGGAAGUGAGUGUUUCGGUGAGCAGCGAUCGGGUUUGGCUCAGGAACCACGUGGAAGAUGAUGCAGACCCGUCGAAAGCCAUGAUGACCGAGUUGUGUUUGAGCGCCGAAGAGUUCGAUCACUUUGCUAUCGGCUCCGAGACCAGCAUCACCUUCUGCCUCAAAGAGCUCCGAGGUUUGUUGGUGUUUGCUGAGACAGCAGGUCUUCCCAUCUCCAUGUACUUUCAAGAGCCUGGCAGUCCUGUUGUCCUGAGCGUAUCCGACAGUGUCCUCGAGGCGAACUUCGUACUAGCUACUCUGUCUGAAGACGCACACCAGCGCAACCACAAUAACAACAAAGCUAACGGACCCCAAGCCGAACUCCCACCCGACGACUUCAUGUGCGACGACAUCGACUCGUAUCUUAUCGCCAUGGAAACCAGUGACCUCGCCGGCCCGUCCUACGAACUUCAACCUCAGACUUCCUCCACCAACCGCAAAAGCCGGCCACUUAGCGAAGAGGAAAACGAGGACGAGGAGGCGGAGGAGCAGUCAGUGCUGGGACCACCCAAUAAAAAGUUCUGCUCGCUUUUCUUCGGCUCCGUGCAGCCGGCUUCGACUCAGACAAGCAACCAGACAACGCAGGAAGUGCUGGCCAGCGACAGCGAGGACGAGAGACAGUCGGAUUGAACGUCGCACCAGAGAGCAAAAUGAACAAUUUACACACACAGACUGCAUAAUGGAAAAUUUUGAAAAAGUUGAAUCAGUUGUGAAGCGGUCGAUACAAGACACCCGCACGAUUGUACAGGUCAAACUUUUACUGCCUUUGUUUGAGCACAAUGGAGAACAUUCAUAAUACUCACUUAAAGUGUGUUAGGAAUAGUCAUCUCUGACAUCCUGUGGUAAUCUAAAUCACCUCAAAUUUCAUUCCUAACCAUGGAGCUGCCGUAAAUCAGAUGCUUAUUACAGGUGAGUCGUCUUCACACGGCGGAUUUUAUUUAGCAAACCAACCUGCCAUUACCUCCAAAAAGCAUCACUGGUGUUUAACAACUGGGGUUCAAUUCUGAUUUAGGAAAUCACAACAUUCAAAUCCCAAUGAAAUUUCCUGAAAAUAAUAAAAUAAUUUAUACCACUGUGUUGCUGGAUUCUUCA
Molecule: messenger RNA, 1827 nt
Organism: Hemibagrus wyckioides
Lineage: Eukaryota; Metazoa; Chordata; Actinopteri; Siluriformes; Bagridae
Gene: rad9a
Product: RAD9 checkpoint clamp component A
Exons: 11
Coding region: 214-1365 (383 amino acids)
Biological process (GO): mitotic intra-S DNA damage checkpoint signaling; DNA repair; cellular response to ionizing radiation
Cellular component (GO): checkpoint clamp complex
Source: RefSeq, a predicted model, not a curated record